AUGGAGACUCCCAUCGACUUCGCCAAUGGGCAGCCUGCGGCCGAAGAGCUGCCGAACGAAGUCGUGCUUGUCAAGACCUCUUCACCGACGGUUCUGGAGUCCUCGGGGCACCCAAGCGCCAACGGCUUGGGGCGCUUAGCACCGCUUCAAGUUACCCAAGCUCAGUUUCCUGGCUCUGGUCCUUUGGAGUACGGCGAUUUCACCUGGGAAUUCCGAUACGAGCUGUCGGAGUUCCUCAGGCGGCAAGACUCCUCUCGAUGCCGAAGCCCUGAUCCUGGGCAUCUCUUCCUAACCGCCGGGGUGUCACAAGCGCUUGACAUGCUGAGUACGAUGUGCGCCGGUCAUAGAUUAGGGGACGUGGUCCUAGUUGAGAGCCCCACCUAUUUCCUGGCACCCGCCAUUUUUCGGGAUCAUGGGCUCGAAGUUGUUGGAGUGGACACUGACUCUGACGGAAUGGUGAUCCAGUCCCUGCUGGAUGCCUUGCAAAAGCUCCGGCUGAGGGGCCGAAGAGUUGCUAUGCUCUACACGAUCCCAGUUCAUCACAAUCCCACAGGACGCACCAUGCCAGCAGAGAGACGCGAAGCUAUUGUUGGUGUUGCCCGAGACCACGAGAUUCUUGUGAUUGCUGACGAGGUUUACACCCUCCUUACAUACGGUGUGUCCCCACCGACCACGAUGGCCAGUCUUGGCGAGAAUGUACUGUCUCUGGGAAGUUUCUCAAAGAUCUUGGCGCCAGGGCUCCGGGUAGGUUGGAUAGAGGGCUCUCCGGAGCAGCUGAAACGAUUGAGCAAAUGGGGUGUCAUCGACAGCGGUGGCCACCUGAGCCACUUCGCCUCCUGCGUUGUUGCCGCCGCCAUGAAGUCCCGAGCGUUGGAUUCACAUCUGGAGCAGCUUCGAAAGAACUUCCAGGAACGUUGUCGGUCCUUGGUUGGAAGCUUAAAGUCUAUGCUGCCGGAAGACUGCGCAGUGACCAACCCUAAUGGUGGCUACUUUGUGUGGGUCAAGCUUCCGCAGCAUGUGGAUGCUCGUGAGCUUGCAUCAAGACCUGACGAGUUCGGUUUUCUUGCCAAGCCCGGCCACCUGUUCACCUUGGACGCAUGCAGUGAAGACAACUUCUUGCGCCUGUGCUUUGCGAGGCUGCAGCCUGCACAGCUUGCUGAAGGAGCAAGGCGUUUAGCUGCUGCGAUCCAGCACACCAUUGAUCGUCAGUGUGAAGUUCCGGAAAAGUCCGUCAUGUGCGCUAUCGCAGAAACGGUCGAGAUCUGUGCGAAAGCAUGCCAAGCGGAGAUGGCCUCACAGCUUCUCCCGCAGAAGCUCGAAGACGCCGAGUUGGGCCGCAGCCUCGUGACAGCUUUCGCUGAAGCGCGUACAUGGGAGAUGGCGUUGGACGUUCUCCUAUGCAUGAAAGGAGAGGGGCUCGAACCGACCGCAGACACCUUCGCAGAUGUUAUGUCAGCCUGCGAUGCAGGAAGCAGGGUGGGAGGGACGGAUGUGGAGUCCAAGGCAGACCUCGAGCGGCGCCCGGCUCAGGCGCAGGUCAUGGCCCUCCUGUGGCGAGCACGCCAUUGGGGUGUGGAGACGAAUGCGAGGCUCUACCGGACUGCUUUGGAUGCGUGUUCGUCGCGGCUGUGGGCACUUGCUGUGAGCCUUCUCGCCGAGAUGGAGGCAGACGGCUUCAAUCCGUUACCUGCUGACCUGGACACCGUAAUUCAGGUCCUUGCUGGUGCUCAGGAAGAGGCGCAAAGGGGCAGAACGCGGCAGGAGAAGCGAGAGAUAUCCAUCCGGAAUGUGCUGCGGGCCAGAACUGCCCAACCCACACAGGAGCCUCGCACUCCGAAGUGGGACUUUCCGCCAGUUGUCGUCGAGUCCAUGCCGCCGGCAGCGCCAAAGAGGGCUCCCAGCCGCCCCAGCCUUCGUGAGCCGACAGAGGUCGAGCUGGAGGACGUAUUAGCAGGCGAACGUGUCCGAAGCAACUUACCCUGGAGUGGCGGAGGCCCUUGGAGAAAGUGGGAGAUGGCUGUCAGCCUUCUGGAGAAGAUCCAGAUUUCGAGUUUCAGUCCAGAGAUUGCCGCUUUGAAUGCAGUCAUUACGGCCUGUGCUCGGGCGCAAGAGCUGGCGCAGUGCAAGCUCGUGUUGGACACGAUGAAGGGCGAAUCGCUGCAACCGGACGCAGUCACCUGCGCCCAGCUCAUAGGUGGAUGCUGCCAAAGAGGCCUCUGGGAGCAGGCGCUGCUCAUCCUUGGCCGCGCUAGAGAUCUAUCCGUGGCCAGCAUGUCCACCUGUGAGGAGGGCCUGAAGGCUUGUUUCCGAGGACGACAGCCGCGGCUCGCCCUUCUUCUCUUGGCCGAGAUGGAUCGUAUGCCGACAGGUGUCUCGACUCCAGCGAUCAACACCGCGAUUGCCACCUGCUCUCGCUUCGGUCUGUGGACGCAGGCGAUUGCGCUGCUGAGCGAGCUGCAGUCGCGGCUGAUGACGCCAAGCUUUGCUACAUAUGCUGCAGCUGCCGCUGCCUUCGAUGCUGCACCAUCUAUCGCAUGGGAGCAGGCCCUCCUAUUGCUGGAGGAGUCGCAGCGGCUUGGAUUGGCAAGCGGAGAGACGUAUGCCAGUGCCAUCGCUUGCUGCGGGCUGCGCUGGCAGCUUAUUGUUUCAGCUCUGGUUGACAUGACUUCAGCGAGGGUGCUGCCAGCUCCCCGAACGUACUCCGAUGUCCUGCGCAGCUUCAGCGAGCUGCGCCUUGCCGGCGUCGCCGUCGAGCUUCUUGAGGACCCCCUGAGGAAAGAGUUGCCUCCUGGCUGA
This is a messenger RNA of Symbiodinium sp. CCMP2456, 2796 nucleotides long. The record is from the annotation of a GenBank genome assembly. NCBI's taxonomy places the organism in Eukaryota, Dinophyceae, Suessiales, Symbiodiniaceae.